AUAUCUAUGAAAAAAAGUUCUAAUUGAUCAACAAACUUGUACAAUCUUAAAGAUCGGACUAGAGACGAUCGUCCUCCAGAUGCUAACAGUCUUAGCUGACAGUCUACGCAAUGCUCACGGGGUACAAAAUUACUUCAAUGAAGAAAUUUGUCCCCCUUUUGGCGUUCAUUUCCUAUGUCAAAGGCGCCGUCAAAUCUAACCAGACGCAACUCUACAUAGACCUAUUUCAAAAUUACAACAAAUACAACCAUCCCACUCUCAGAGGGGCUGAUCCUGUCAAAGUGGUGUUUGAUUUCCAACUCAUUCGCAUAAUCGAUGUGAGUGCCAAAGACCAGUUCAUCAAGCCUUAUGCCUGGGUAAACCAGUAUUGGAAUAAUCCUCAGCUUAGAUGGGAUCCCAAAAAGUACAAUGGAAUCAAAGAAAUUCACAUACAGCCAUCUGAUGUAUGGGUCCCUGAUAUCCUUUUGUACAACAAUGUUGAUGAAGAAGACCGUUUUGCCGGUGGAAAGUACACUUAUAAAACCAACAUUGCCCUGAAAUACGACGGAAACAGCACAUGGCUCAGCCCCGCCAUUUUCAAAAGCAUUUGUAAAGUAGACGUGACCUAUUUCCCGUUCGAUGAGCAGGAUUGCUCGCUGAAAUUUGGCUCCUGGUCCUUCGACAGCUCAAAAGUAGAUCUUCACACACACAGUGGAAGUAUGUUGAACAACAAUUAUGUCAAGAACGGAGAAUGGAAGUUGACGCUUUUGAAAUCUCAGCGAAAUAAACAGAAAUAUCAAUGCUGCUCGCACGAAUUCAUUGAUGUUACGAUACAAAUGCAACUUCAGCGAGAAUCACUGGAUUACAUCCUAAAGUUGAUCAUUCCAUGCUCGCUGAUUUCUUCCAUGAUAUUUUUGGGUUUUGUCCUUCCGCCUGAGUCAGGUGAACGAAUCGGACUGAGUAUCACAGUUCUGUUGGCAAUGACUGUUUUUCAGCAACUCAGCUCCGAGCUCAUGCCUUCGUAUGGAUUUCCACUGCUUGGGCAAUACUACUUCGCCUGUAUGAUCGAGAUAGGCGCCUCCCUGGUUGUCACUACUCUCAUAUUAAACUUUUAUCACCGUAACAGCCGACGAAUGCCAAGAGUUCUAAGAGUUGUGAUAUUAAAAUGGUUGGCUCGAGUUGUUUUCCCAAAAAGGAGUGCCAAAGACUGGGAAGUGAUUUCAACAAAUGUGGAAGCACCCAAUUGCAAGUCAACUGCGAAUGGCAACGAAGAAGAGGGCAGCUCUGACAGCGAGCAAGCUUCGCUUUUCGUUGCCGAAUCGCUUUUGAAGCACGACGAAUCAAAGGUUUAUUCCACGUAUUCCGAUCCGUGGAUCCCAUUGGAAAAAAAAAAUAACUUUGGUUUACCGGCGAACGGCAUAUCACACUACCAGAAUACAAAUGGUCGAGCUUACGGCACCAUAUCGGGAAACAGAACCAGGCAUUCCAGGUACAAAAGAAAAACGAGUUUUCCAAACUCCAAAAUGGACACUCGAAGAAAGACCUCAAGGAAUCAUGGUUGCACUCAUCACCAGAGCCCUGAGAAAAGAGGCUCGUCCAUCGGUGCUACAUCCAUUUUUUUCGAUCUUUUUCAGGAUACGGAAGACUCGGAACUUUCUCCACAGAUGUUAAAGAAUCAAAAGGAGUGGAUUAAGGCGGCACGUGUAUUGGACAGACUGUUUCUGAUUAUCUCCAUCUUGAUUGGUGUAACUACUCUCUUUGGCUUGUUUCUAAAAGCUCCAAGGUUUCAUUGAGCGAACUAAACAACGGCUGUUCGUGAAGUGCUUGUGCAGUUUCUAAAAAAUAAAAACACGUCACAAAAUUGCUUUGCACAGCAAAUACUGCAUGCUUUCCUUGCACUCAACGAAAGAGAAAAAGGACUUUAUCGAGUUUCUUCUGCAUCAAGAAAGUAGCUCUUCACUUUGAAAGAAGAAAGAAAGCAUUAACUCAUUUGCUCGUUCCAUUUCAGACUUAAACAAAACAAAGGCGUCCUCUCUUUUGUUAUGUUGUCUUUUUUGAAUUCUCUUAAAUGAUAUAUGAAAAGCAUUUGAAAUUAACUUCUCUGCGAUUCAGUCGCGGAUUUGAUGCUGCUGCAGGUUCGCGUCCUGCCUUUAAAAGAGUUAGCUCUACGAUUCCAUCCAGCGAGCAAGGGAAUAUGCGUGUUUAAGGGAAAGUAAAUGAGUCAAAGGGUACCCACUUCUUGCUCGGCGAAAUAGAAGUAAGCUUGAAUUAUUAAGGGAACGUUGAAAAACGGAGACAAAUUAUGUUGUCUAUUGACUGGAAAAGGAUGUCAGUUGAGUUUAUCACGAAUA
Molecule: messenger RNA, 2330 nt
Organism: Stylophora pistillata
Lineage: Eukaryota; Metazoa; Cnidaria; Anthozoa; Scleractinia; Pocilloporidae
Product: neuronal acetylcholine receptor subunit alpha-10
Biological process (GO): monoatomic ion transmembrane transport
Cellular component (GO): membrane
Molecular function (GO): transmembrane signaling receptor activity; extracellular ligand-gated monoatomic ion channel activity
Source: RefSeq, a predicted model, not a curated record